AUGGCCGCCGCCGUCGCACUGUCGAAUUAUCAGCUGGGGGAUGUGAUAGGCAGAGGAGCCAGUGGAUCGGUCUACAGGGCACUCAACUUUCUGACGGGAGAGACAGUAGCCAUAAAAUCAAUCUCACUACUAUCUUUAUCAUCGACAUCAUCGUCUGAUUCACCAUCAUCACCACUAAAUGAUAUCAUGUCAGAGAUUGAUUUAUUGAAGAAUCUCAAUCAUCCCAAUAUAGUCAAAUACAAAGGAUUCGCAAGAGAUAAAGAAAACCUGUUCAUCGUAUUGGAAUAUUGUGAAAACGGUUCACUGCAAAGUAUCUUGAAGAAAUUCGGUAAAUUUCCUGAAAGUCUGAUAGCUGUUUACAUACAUCAGGUGUUGGAAGGAUUGAUCUAUUUACAUGAACAAGGUGUCAUUCAUCGUGAUAUAAAAGGAGCGAACAUAUUAACGAACAAAGAUGGUUCUGUGAAAUUAGCUGAUUUUGGCGUUUCUUCAAGAUCUUCAAUACCCAUAUCAUCAACAAAUUCAACUUCAAUUUCAACACCAAAUGCAACCUCGAUUUCAACUUCAAACUCAAACUCAACCUCAAAUAUAGAGAAAGAAAAUGAAAAUCAAGUAGUCGGUUCACCAUACUGGAUGGCACCUGAAGUCAUUGAACAAAAUGGUGCUUCGACUUCAAGUGAUAUUUGGUCAGUGGGAUGUGUAGUCGUUGAAUUAUUACAAGGUAAACCUCCUUAUGGUGAUCUAGCUCCAAUGCAAGCUCUGUGGAGAAUCGUUCAAGAUGAAAGUAUGAAGAUACCUGAUGGUGCAAGUCCGAUCGUCAAAGAUUUUCUGUAUCACUGUUUUCAGAAAGAUCCAAAUCUUCGAGUAUCAGCGAAAAAGCUACUUCGUCAUCCAUGGAUGAUGAGCGUCAAGAGAUCCACCGAAUCAGUCAAUCCCCCUUCGCAGCCCAGAUCAGUGACUACUGGUAAUGGUAAUGCUAGUUGUAAUGGGAGCAGACCUCACUCCCGCGCUGGAUCUCAAAGAAUAUCAUCAGGAGGCAAAGAUACCGUUCGAUCUAAAGAGGAAAAGAACCGCGACAACGCGGGAUCAAGUAAUGUAUCCAGUUCAGGAUCAGGGGGUGGUGGAACGGUUAGAGCCAAGAAACCUAUGACUGUAUAUGAUGAGGCUGUUCAAAGAGUUCAAGAAUGGAAUGAAGCUCUAAAUGCCUCGCCAAAAGCCAUGGCAACUAUGAGGAAAUUACCACUGCCUCAACCGCGUAAACAAUCGGUAUCAAACGUACGUCAAAGAGGUGAAUCAAAUGGUCCUAUUCCCAUGGGACAAGGUUUUUUCGCUUUGCCAUCAAGAUCAUCAGGUGAAUCAAUAUCUUCUCAAUUCCAAUUACCUCAAUCCGGGUCAGCAUCAGGAUCAAACUCAGGUUCAGGAUUGAAAUCGCAACCUUCUCAUCCUCAAUCUGGUAUGUUGGGCAAAAAUUUACAUGUCAGCGAUGUACUUAAUAGAGCGAAAGAAACUGAAAGUAAUGGUGAAAGUUGGGAUGAUGAUUUCGCUUCAGAUAUCACUCUAUCCAAAAAAUUAGGUCACCGCCGAGAAGAAUCUACAGUAAACGAAGAUAUCAAUCAAAAGACCUUGAGACCUACUAAAUCACCUGUAUUACCUAUGAAACCCCUUUCUUCAUUAUCGUUGAAAGGGCAAAAUACGAUAACAACUACCACAGAUUUCACUCAGAAAAGUCAUGAUGACGAUUACUCUGAUAUCGGUCUGGGAGAGGAUGAAUCUGGUUUAGAAAGUAAAUUGAGAAAGCUGAAACUGAGAUCUCAAGGAAGGAGAGGAUUGAUGCAUCCUGACGAUAUACAUAAAAUACCAUUAUCACCUCAGCCGUCGUCAGCACACCAAAAAGCCCUUUCAACGCCAUCAAAGCACACCACACUGAAUGCCACACCCACAUCUAAGUCGCAAGUGCGCUCACCGCCUUCCUCAAGACAAAAUUCAUUGAGAAGCAAGGGUGCGACCACACCUGGAGGCACGGAGAUUAGUGAAAAUACAGUAGAGUUGAAUAAAUAUAUGGAACAAGAAGAGGAUUAUGAAGAUAUAUUCGAAGGUGUACAUCCUUCUCAAGCUAGUGGCUCAAAAGUCCAGCCACAUUCACUUCAACUUACUCGAAGAUCAAAUAUCUCAUGGGAAUCAGACGAAUUGGAUGACGAUCAAGAUCCAUUUGCCGAGAUUGAAGAUGAUUUCGUCACUGAAGACCUGGAAGCUAUCUUACUUAGAGAUAAGAGAGCUACACUAUGUUCCAAUGUAAACAAGCUAGUAGCGGGCUUGACACCGAAUACCCCACAUAUGGUAUUGAAACAAGGCUGUGACGAACUCUUGUCAUUACUGGAGAAUACACCCCGUGAAAUGGGUCUGGAAGCUCAUUUUGUAGCUCAGCAUGGAAUGUUAGCGAUCCUCGAGGUACUUGAGUCGAGACUAAGUAGAGACGUAGCUGUACGAUUAUUAAAAAUCGUCAACUUGAUCGUCACUUCAGAUGUAGAGAUGCUAGAAUCAUUCUGUCUCAUUGGUGGGAUACCCGUCAUCAUCCCGUUCACAUCGAAGAAGCAUUCUCUGGAAACGAGGUUAGAAGCUUCAACCUUCAUCCAGCAGCUCACUAGCUCAGCAUUGACUUUGCAAAUGUUCAUCUCCUGUCGAGGACUCCGUAUACUUGUUGAGCUUUUAGAUGAAGAUUACGCUCUGAAUAAAACUCUCGUGCUAUCUUCUUUAGAAGGUAUAUCAUCAGUGUUCGAAUUACAGUCACCUACGCCAAAACCUGAUUUCGUAAGGAUGUUCGUUAGAGAAGGUAUACUGGAUCCACUGUCUACAGCUAUCCUAUCGAUCCUCAAAGAUGAUGACAUCGCAGUGAAAGAAGAACAUUCUGAUGACAUGAAAGAAGAAUUGGAAAUCGCUUCUUCGCGUACUGUUAAUACGUUAUUACUAUUUUGUCAGGUGGCUCAAGGUGAUCAGAGAGUAAGAGACAGUUUCGCGAAUAGAAGUAUAAUGUCCCGUCUGCUCAAAGCGUGUGAUUUGUUGAGCGGAAAAGCUUUGGUAACAGCUAUCAAAGCUAUCAAGCAUCUUUCCACCUCACCUCAAUUGAUUGAGAUCUUACAAAAUUCCAAUGCCAUGGAAGUCUUAGUGGGAGUCUUAGCUAGGAAUAUGAAAGGUGUACAUUCUUCUGAUAUAAGUUCAAACCUAUUCCAAACAAUCUAUUCAAUGACUAGAUUGUCCAAAUCACGUCAAGAAGAAGCUGCAUCAAGUGGUAUAAUACCAUUAUUGAAGAAAGUAGUUCAGUCGAAAUCGCAAUUAAAAGGAUUCGCUCUACCGAUAUUCUGUGAUCUGGCUAAUGCGGGUAAGGUCAGUAGGAGAUUACUUUGGAAAUAUGAAGGGAUGAAUCUAUACCUCGACUUACUUUCAGAUCCGUAUUGGCAAGUAUCUGCCCUGGAUGCCAUCUUGACUUGGAUGCAAGAUGAAACAGCUAGAGUUGAAGAUGUCUUACUGGAACAGUCAGCCUCGGACAGCCUGGCCAGAUGUUUCGUCCAAGCUUCCGGCGUGUCCUUCGAGGGGAUUCUGGAUCCAUUCCUCAAAAUACUUCGAUUAUCGGCUUCUUUGACGUCUUCCAUAUCACAUCCACCAUUUUACGCCCGACUAGCAGAGACACUUGAGAAAUCUACAAAAGCAGUGAUCAAGUUGAACCUAUUACGACUGACUAAAGUGGUUUGUGAAGCUCAUCCUGAUCGAGCUACUCUGGUCUCCAGAUUCGGUUUAGCAGAUAUAAUAGACAGGUUAAGUAGACAGGAUACCGCUGUACUUGUUAGAGAAUUAGCAAAAGAAGUCCUGCCUGGUCUGUUAUUCGGUAACGAUUCACCUGAUCCAUUGGCUUUAUCGAGACUUGAUAAAUCAAGAGAACGAAAUGAUUCGGGUGUAAAGAGUAGAGCGGGAGAAUUGGUUUAUGGCAAUGGGAUAAGUAAGAAUAUGAGGCGAACGUAUUCUGAAAAUGGCGUUUCCAGUAAUACUACUACUAUUUCUACCACUGCGAAUGAUCCAUCGACAUCGAAUAAUGAUCGUCAACAACCAUCGACAAUAAGAUCCAUAUCUUCAAUAGAUGGUGGGAUCGUACAACAGAAAUCAACGUUAUCUCGAUCAGUCUCAAUCUCAACUUCUACAUCCAAAAAUUCAAGAUCAGAAAUCGAUAAACAGAAAAUGCCACCUCCUCCCAUACCUCUGAAUGUUCAACUAGGACUUCCCACCACAGCUACAUCUACAUCUACCGGUACUUCAGGAGUACCAGGGGCGACAGGUGGACAUGGAGAGAGACCAAAACAUAAAAGGAAAAUAUCAAGGAAUCAAUUACGAGAAGUACAAUGGCAGACUGACGAAAAUGGGAAAAUCAAAAGUGUCAGAACACCAAGUAAACUAGUUGGAUAUACUGUCGAGUAA
Molecule: messenger RNA, 4461 nt
Organism: Kwoniella shivajii
Lineage: Eukaryota; Fungi; Basidiomycota; Tremellomycetes; Tremellales; Cryptococcaceae
Exons: 17
Coding region: 1-4461 (1486 amino acids)
Biological process (GO): protein phosphorylation
Molecular function (GO): ATP binding; protein kinase activity
Source: RefSeq, a predicted model, not a curated record